AUGUCUAGUUCAGAUUCUAAUCCAGUGCCAAGUACAGAUUCUCAAACAGGCAUUGAAUCAAUCAAAAUGGAACAAUUAGUUUCUGAAGCAGUUAAAAUAGGAGAGCUGACCAAAGAUUUUAACAAAUGGAAUGUCGAAAAAUGCAAAUCAUUAGGUUUUGUUGAAGACAAACCAACAAAAACAUCAGGUAAAAAAUUACUAACACAAAUGUUGCAUAACAAACCAAACGAAAAUCAAAAUCCUACAGAAAUUCCAAGUCAUAAAGAAAUUAUAGAACACUUAGAUGAAAGCAAAUUUAAGGAACUACUAUCAAAUUAUAAAAAGAAAACCAUUCAAAAAGAUAAUGAAGCAUUUAGAGAUUCUCUCGAAGCAGCAAUCAAAUCAAAUAAUUCGAAUAUCGAAAAAACAAUGGGUGAUAAAAAUAACUAUAAAAGUCAAGAAAACUUUGAUCCACAAAUCCAAGUUCUUAGGAAACCAGAUAUUUCAGAACCCAUUUCCGUCAUUAAGGACUUGGUAGCUUAA
Molecule: messenger RNA, 522 nt
Organism: Trichomonas vaginalis G3
Lineage: Eukaryota; Parabasalia; Trichomonadida; Trichomonadidae
Exons: 1
Coding region: 1-522 (173 amino acids)
Source: RefSeq, a predicted model, not a curated record